Messenger RNA from Loxodonta africana (African savanna elephant), 5006 nucleotides. It is a transcript of the gene VIPR2, whose product is annotated as vasoactive intestinal peptide receptor 2. The coding region runs from base 156 to 1484 and encodes 442 amino acids. Gene Ontology annotation, biological process: cell surface receptor signaling pathway; adenylate cyclase-modulating G protein-coupled receptor signaling pathway. The transcript is spliced from 13 exons. Gene Ontology annotation, cellular component: plasma membrane. Gene Ontology annotation, molecular function: peptide hormone binding; G protein-coupled peptide receptor activity; vasoactive intestinal polypeptide receptor activity. Lineage: Eukaryota; Metazoa; Chordata; Mammalia; Proboscidea; Elephantidae. The record is from RefSeq and is a predicted model, not a curated record.
CGAGGGCGCCGGGCGGAGAGAGGGCUGGCUCCGCACCUGUCCGGCCCGGCCCAUGUUCCUGCCGGCGGGGGCCGGCGCGCUACGGAAGAAGACGGUGGGCACGGGGUGGCCCGCGUCUGGCUGAGCCCGCCGCGCUCUGGCCGCCAGCCCGCGGGAUGAGGGCGUCGGCGCUGCGAGCCCCCGCGCUGCUGACCUGCUGCGGCUUGCUGCUCGCCUCCGUAAACAGCAUUCACCCAGAAUGCCGAUUUCACUUGGAAAUACAGGAGGAAGAAACCAAAUGCACGGAACUUUUAAGUGCUCACACAGGAAAAUACAAAGCCUGCAGUGGUGUCUGGGACAACAUUACGUGCUGGCGCCCUGCUGACAUAGGAGAGACCGUCACAGUCCCCUGCCCAAAAGUUUUCAGCAAUUUUUACAGCAAGCCAGGAAACCUAAGCAAAAAUUGUACAAGUGAUGGCUGGUCUGAGAUGUUCCCAGAUUUCAUAAACGCAUGUGGCUAUAAUGACCUCGAGGAUGAAAACAAGAUCACGUUUUAUAUUCUGGUGAAGGCUGUUUACACCCUGGGGUACAGUGUCUCUCUGAUUUCCCUUACAACCGGAAGUAUCAUUCUUUGCCUCUUCAGGAAACUGCAUUGUACUCGGAACUACAUCCACCUGAACCUGUUCCUCUCCUUCAUCCUGAGAGCCAUCUCGGUGUUGGUCAAGGACGACAUCCUCUACUCGAGCUCCGGCACACUGCACUGCCCGGACCAGCCGUCCUCGUGGGUUGGCUGCAAGCUGAGUUUGGUGUUCUUCCAGUACUGCAUCAUGGCAAACUUUUAUUGGCUCUUAGUGGAAGGACUGUACCUCCACACCCUCCUUGUGGCUAUCUUCUCCCCAAACAGAUACUUCAUGGUCUAUCUUCUGAUUGGAUGGGGCAUCCCCACUGUCUGCAUAAUGGUGUGGACUAUCACCAGGCUCUUUUUAGAAGACACAGGUUGCUGGGAUACAAACGACCACAGUGUUCCCUGGUGGGUUAUACGAAUACCAAUUUUAAUUUCUAUUAUAGUUAACUUUGUCCUUUUCAUUAGUAUUGUAAGAAUUUUACUGCAGAAGUUAACAUCACCAGAUGUCGGCGGCAACGAUCAGUCACAAUAUAAGAGACUGGCCAAGUCCACGCUGCUGCUCAUCCCAUUGUUUGGGGUUCACUAUAUGGUGUUUGCUGUUUUUCCUAUUGGCAUUUCCUCCAAGUAUCAGAUCCUGUUUGAGUUGUGCCUGGGAUCCUUCCAGGGUCUGGUUGUGGCAGUACUCUACUGUUUCCUGAACACUGAAGUGCAGUGUGAGCUGAAAAGAAAAUGGCGAAGCUUAUGCGCAGGCCAGUCCAUGAUCCGGGAUUACAGACUCCACAGCUCUUCCAUCUCUCGAAACGGCUCGGAGAGUGUCCUGCAGUUCCACCGGAAUUCUCGCGCCCAGUCCUUCUUGCAGACUGAGACCUCGGUCAUCUAGCCAGCACCCACCUGUCCGCAUUUGCCAACAAACUCAAUGGAAGACUAUGUAAAAGUGUUUGCAGCUAAAUUUGGUGGGUUUUCCCUAAAACGUGCAGUGUGCGUUUGCUUUUUUCCUACUCCACAUGUUAGGAAUGAGCUAGUGCGGUAAAUCUGUGCUCUCUCGACUUAGUAGAGCUGAUGGUUAAUUUAAUCCCAUCUGUGGACUCUUGAGUUACCUUGUAAUUUACUUGGAUUUAAAUGCUAAUAAUUGUUAAACUCCAGCAUUUAAGUAAUUUUGUUUAUAAGGCGUUUAAGACACGUUCAGCCGUGUUGCGGGCCACAUUUUCAAGAAGAGGGGAGAACGAGUUGGUCACCGAAACAUCAAAACAAAGUAUAAUGGCCCACUGUUUGUGACCCAACAACUGCCAAAGGAAAAAAACGAGAGACUUUUCUAACCUCAGUGCCACCUCUCACAAAACUUGCUCUCCUGUUAGUAAAAAGCAAAACUCUGUGGGCAGAGGCACUGGGUCCUGAGAUAAAAGCACUAGGCACCAGGGAGUCGCUUCUGUGUGUCACGGUAGAACUGUGCUCCGUAGGGUUUUCAGUGGCUGAUUUUUUGGAAGUAGAUCACCAGGUCUUUCUUCUGAGGCACCUCUGGGUAGACUCAAGCCUCCAGACUUUUGAUUAGCAGCUGAGCACAUUAACCAUUUGUACCACCCAGGGACUCUGGGCCCUGAGGUCACAGAAAGAGAAAGGCAGACUUCCUUUAGGCAUAAUCACCCUGCUGGAGCCAGAUACACACCAGUUAGCCUUGUCCCUCUUUCCCAGCCCUGAAAGGGCGUUCCUCUUCUCUGCAGGAUGAUUACAUAGAAUCUGGGUUAGGAAUUUCAUGAAACCAUGCCGAUAGAUCCAAGUAAACUCCAAGCGAGGGUGAGCCAGGCAAAAUCAGAAGGAGAGCCGUCCUUUCAGUUUGCAACUGAGCAAGUUAACUGUUUGCACCACUCAGGGCCUCCUCAAUUCAUAAUAGCAAGGUAACAAUAACAGGGCAUUCGCAUUUUAGUAAGGGCCCCUGAGCCAAUGAACAGAUGCCUUAUCGGUCAGUUCAGGCACCAUAACCAAGCAGGAGCCCUGGUGGUGCAACACCGGAGCGCUUUUCCUAUUUAAAUAGAGAAUUAUUUUAACAAAAUAUAUUUCGAGAGCUCAUAUCCAGUACUGGCAGAUAGCAGUCCUAGCUUUUAGUUCCUUGAUUACUUGCAGAUUUAGAGAGAUAUGUCUAGGAGGAAUCACCAACAUGGCAACAGAAGAUAAAUUGGAAGGGUGGGAGGAGAGAGGAGGAAAAUACUAGAAAGGUGUCCAGGUGAUGUUGAACAAGAUAGUCUGUUUCCUGUGCCCAAAUCCCUUUCCAGUUAAGCCUCCCUAACAGCCCAAAUGGUACUUUGUUAGCUGCUGUGGAAUCGGCCCCCAGUUCGUGGAAACCCCGUGCACAAUGGAAGGAAUCGUUGCCUGGUCCUGCUUCAUCCCCAUGAUCAGUUGCAGAUUGGACCUUUGUGAUCCAUAGAGUUUUUGUUGGCUGAUUUCCAAAGUAGGUCACCAGGCCUUUCUCCUAGUCUCCUGAAACCUGUUAUGGUGCUAUAAAGUCUUUUUCUUAUGGCAUUUGUGGCGUGAUAGACCCUGACCAGUUUACAGAGGCUAGUUAUCAGGAUGGCUGGCACUGAGUGUGUCAGACCUGGUGGGCAGUGGGCAGGCAAGACUUGGGUCAGGAAGUCUACAUACUUAAAAGGCUGCCAGCCAUCCUGUCAUUGUUACUUGGGGUAGUAAAACUCACAUUCCCCAGUAAAAUAAGACUGGACAAAGGGAAUUUUAUGAUAGCAAAACAGCAAUGUCUCCGGAGACUAACUUCAGCCACUGAUAACCCAGGCUUUCUAUUUAAUAAAAUUUGCUAUAACCAGCACAAUACGGCUGCCCUGGCACAGUCCCUUGGUCACAGCCUGGCCUCGUUACCUAGCAUUGGAUGUCAUAAUGGGAUUCAUUAUUCUGCCAUAAUGGGAUUCUCCUUGAACUUUUGCCUGAACCAACCAGAGAGUGGGCCCCAAGUUUUCCUGAAGUCACUGGUGGGGGUCGGCAGGUUGUUAAAAGACUUAGAAAACUUUCUAGCUCACUGCUUUCCUAUGGCUGCAGAAGCUUGCUUAGGCAACUGGUAUCAUGUCAGCAGCCUGGCCAGAAAAUAUGGGGGUCAAGGAGGCUCAAAUGGCCCAGCCACAGGGGCUUCCAUGUUCUCUUGGUGCCACCCUGAUAAAGGGCAACUGACAGGGGCUGUGAUGUGAAGUGAGAGGAAAGUGGACUUGGCGUCAGUCCCUAGGUGUUGCAAAUGGUUAGCACACUCAGCUGCUAACCAGAAGGUUGAAAGUUCAAGUCCACCCAGAGGUGCCUCUGCAGAAAGGCCUGGCAGUCUAUAUCCAAAACAUCAGCCCCUGAAAACCCUAUGAGCACAGUUCUACUCUGACAUACAUGGGAUUGCCAUGAGUUGGAGUCAAUUCUGCAGCAGCUGGACUUUUGGAGUUAGAAAACCCAAGUGUUUGUUCUCCUCUCAGCUGCCUUCUGUCCUGUGUAAUCUUGGGCAAACCACUUCACCUCCUGAGCUUCAGCCUCUCCUACUUAAAGGAUAGAAGUGCCCUGCCCACUCAGAGGGUUUUUUGAGGGAACAAUAAUAUUCCAUAACUAAAAGCGUUAUGUAAACCUUAAGGUGCUACUCUGGUAACAAAUGAUAGCAGGGUGUGCCGAGGUACAGGGCAGUGGGGAGUCCUGAUCCAGGAUAUGGUUGGAGAGACAUGGGGAGGCAGAGCUCAGUAAAAUUCUCCUCAGUUAAAUAUGUGCAAGGCCAAACAGGGCCAGGAGCUCUUUUAUCUUGCCUGGUAAAGGGAGAAAGGGAGGUUGUAAAAUGAAUAUUCACUAAUAGACUUGACUAGUCAGUAAAGGAGUGGGUGGUCAAAUAGUGGUCUGUGUUGUUUUAAAAUGUGUGUAAAUGUGUAUGGAAUGUCAGAUGUAGCAAACUCCACCAUGCAGUGAGCAAUGACCUGUGUAAAUACUUUCAAUAAAACCUAAUUUCAUAUCUGUAAACUGAGUAAGAAUUCACUCUGAGCAGCAAACCCAGAGAUCUGAAACAGAGGGCGUUCCUCAGACUUCUUCUGCUGGUACAGUUGUAAUCCAGUGAAAUCUUGUUAGCUGCUGUUGAGUCAGCUCCGACUUAUGGUGACUGUCUUAGUUAUCUAGUGCUGUUAUAACAAAUACCUCAAGUGGUAGCUUUAACAAACAGAAGUUUAUUCUCUCACAGUUUAGGAGGCUGGAAAUUGGAAUUCAGAGUGCCAGCUCCAGGGGAAGGCUUUCUCUGUCACUGGGAAAGGCCCUUGUCAUCAAUCUUUCCCUGUUUUAGGAGCUUCUUAGCACAGGGACCCUGGGUCCAAAGGUCAUAUGCACUCCUGACUCUUCUUGCUUGGUGGUAAUGAGGUCCCCUUCCUCUCUGCUUGAUUUUCUUUUAUAUCUC